This is a messenger RNA of Phycomyces blakesleeanus NRRL 1555(-), 1112 nucleotides long. RefSeq lists its product as hypothetical. NCBI's taxonomy places the organism in Eukaryota, Fungi, Mucoromycota, Mucoromycetes, Mucorales, Phycomycetaceae. Gene Ontology annotation, biological process: L-proline biosynthetic process. The transcript has 2 exons. The record is from RefSeq and is a predicted model, not a curated record. Gene Ontology annotation, molecular function: pyrroline-5-carboxylate reductase activity. The coding region runs from base 8 to 865 and encodes 285 amino acids.
UUUUCCAAUGGUUUCCGCAUCAAACACUCGCCCCAACAUUACUUUUAUUGGUGGUGGAAACAUGGCUGAAGCCAUCCUUGGCGGUCUUUUCGCCAGCGGUCACCCUGGAGAUCGUCUGCGUUACUCUGAGCCUUUUGAGGAACGUCGUAAAUAUAUGCAGGGAAAGUAUCCCGAGAUUACCAGCGAAACUGACAACAUUAAGGCAAUCGAUGGUGCCGAUGUCAUUGUCUUCGCUGUCAAGCCCCAGGUUCUUCGCACUGUGGUUGACAAUCUUUCGCCUGCAUUCCGCAAAAACCCCUCUCCCUUGAUCAUCUCCAUCGUCGCAGGCAUCACUACUUCUGACAUCGUGCGCUGGAUAAACUCGUCUGAGUCCAUUUCGCUUGUUCGUUGCAUGCCCAACACACCUGCCUUAUUAGGUGAGGGUGCAGUAGGUCUGUAUGCCAACGAUCAGGUCAAUUCUUCCCAGCGUGCCACUGCAGAAUCUAUUCUAUCUGCUGUAUCCAAGCAGGUGUCCUGGGUUGAUCGUGAAUCAUUGAUUGACUCCGUUACCGGAUUGAGUGGUAGUGGACCCGCCUAUUUCUUCCUUGUAAUGGAAGCUAUGCAGAAUGCCGGUAUUGCAAUGGGCCUGUCAUCUGAAGAUGCCAAGGCACUUACUGUCCAGACUUGCAUCGGUGCUGCUCGUAUGGCCCUGGAAUCCGAGGAUGAUCUUGCCACCCUCCGUAGAAAGGUGACUUCGCCCAAUGGUACCACCGAGGCUGCAGUUAAGUCUCUCGAAGCCAACAAUAUUCGUCAGACUAUUAUGGAUGGUGUCCUUGCUGCCGAGCAUCGUAGCCGUGAAUUGGCAGCUGAGAUGGGCAAAGACUAAAAUGAACAUAAUUGCUUCAUUUAUUAUCCCUCCCUACCCUCCCCUUUUUUUCGUAUCUCUCCUUUGCUUUUUUUCUUUUCGUUUAUUAAUUAUCCUUACCCACAUAUAUUUGCUGCUGCCCUUCUAACUUCUUUACAUAUCACUUCAUUUUUAAAUACAUAUAUACAUAUAUAUGUGUGUAUUAUUUUGUUGUUCGACAAUAAAUAUAUAUCUCAUGGCUGGUCCCGUCACAAGCUUCUUUGUUUUG